Hyalella azteca is the source of this 4743-nucleotide messenger RNA. RefSeq lists its product as uncharacterized. Gene Ontology annotation, biological process: ubiquitin-dependent protein catabolic process; endoplasmic reticulum unfolded protein response; protein K48-linked ubiquitination. Bases 161 to 3040 code for a protein of 959 amino acids. Lineage: Eukaryota; Metazoa; Arthropoda; Malacostraca; Amphipoda; Hyalellidae. The record is from RefSeq and is a predicted model, not a curated record. Gene Ontology annotation, cellular component: endoplasmic reticulum; ubiquitin ligase complex; cytosol. Gene Ontology annotation, molecular function: ubiquitin protein ligase activity; ubiquitin binding. The transcript has 8 exons.
UUCUCUGGGUGUUUGUUUCCUAUAUAUUAAAAAACAUCUAUAAUGAAGCCUUUGUGUGAAAACUGUACUUCAUGAAAGUGAAACCCAUGUAAAGCUUUAACUCGUGAUAUUUUGUGAUACUUUUUGGGUGAUUAUUGUGAGAUCAAAGAGCAUUGGCAAGAUGCCUGUGAUAUUAGACCGGCUGCCCCUGCCUAACAUCACCUGGUACACUGGCAUCAGCGUCUUCUGCUUACUCUGCUCAGUUUAUUAUGCCGGCGUGCAAGUGAAAAUCAACCCUGACUGGAAGGAGCAGCUUGCAUUACGCCAGUCAGCUCUGUCCAAAGGAGACGACGGGUUCCAUCACAGCAAUAACCUGCCCCUCCAUUGGGGGGUUUUCAACCCCAACGAUCCAGAUGACGAGGGAGUCUGUUAUCCUUGGCAACAAAACACCAUAAGCUUUCAGUUAACCUCUUCUUUUGAUUCCCAAUCCGUAAAUAGUUGUUUUAAAGAAUCGUUUGAAGAUAUAAUAAAAUCUGUUCUUUACGAUGAAAUGUGCUACUUAAGAAUCAAUUCAGACGAUAUUGCCUACACUAAUUAUCUAAGUUUCAACCAGCAAAGAUUUUUGUUGUCCAAGACUCUGUUUUCUCCUGAGGAAUACGAACGCCGUUGUUUGCAAGCUGCACGAAAGCUGGCUAUGAAGUAUAACAAAAAAUCUAAACUCUCUGGCGUCAUCGCAUUCAAGGGAAGUAAGCAUUCAAACGAUGCCUCUCUACCGCCAUCAUCCACAAUCAAUGAAAGUUUUGCGCCACCAGCUCACAAAGAAAGUGAUGAAGCUAAGAAAGUUAGCAACCAAUGCAACACCUUCUACGACAGCUACGAACGCAGUGGGCAGUUGUCCCUGCCUCACCUGCCUCUCAAUGAGCGUUCAUGCGACGACAGGGAGAGGGAGAUGUCGCCAUACCUCAUUCCCGAAAUCAUCAGCUUCAUGUUCCAUGAGCCGCUCUGUAUCUGGACGCUGAUCAACAUGGCGUACUGUGUGCUCAUCCUGCUGGGCACGACCAUCCAGCACAUGGUGUUCGGCGAGCUGCGGGUGUCGGAGCAACAGCACAUCAAGGACAAGUUCUGGAACUUUGUCUUCUAUAAAUUCAUCUUCGUGUUCGGAGUGAUGAACGUCAAGCACAUGGACGAAGCUGUGCUCUGGUGCUCAUGGUUUAGCGUGCUGGGAUUCCUCCAUCUCCUGGCCCAGCUCUGCAAAGAUAGGUUUGAGUAUCUCUCAUUUUCUGGCCACACUGGUCGCCGCACUCACCUUCGUCUGCUGGGGCUACUGACGAUCAUCCUGCUGCUGGCGUCAGCCUGCCUCGUCAUCUCGGGCAUCGUAGGCUGUCAUGCUGGCAUCAACACAUUCGCCUUCAUGGCAGCAGAGUGCGUGUUGCUGAUGGUGCGCACUCUGUACGUCAUCACGCGCUACAGUAUCUACCUCUGGGAUAUAAGCCAUCAGGGCCUCUGGGAGAAACGAGGCGGGUACGUGUACGUGACGGAGCUUGUGUUCGAGCUGAGCGAGUUAUGCAUAGACAUGGCGCACCACAUCCACAUGUUGGUCUGGGGUAACAUCAUGCUCACCAUGGCCUCGCUGGUGAUCUGCCUCCAGCUGCGCCUGCUCUUCUACCAACUGCAACACAAAGUCAAAACUCACCGCAACUACCUCAGAGUGCGCAAGCUUUUAGCUCGGUACCCUGAAGUGAAACCAGCUGUGGGAGAAAAUGAAAGCGAGGACACGACGUGUGCCAUCUGCUGGGAGGUGGUGUGUGUGGGGCGCCAGCUGCCCUGUAACCACACCUUCCAUACGGACUGCCUGCUGGCCUGGCUACCGCAGCACCUCUCUUGCCCCACCUGCCGACACCGCUUACGACCCCAGCAACAACUUGAUCAAAACCAGCGGAGUUUGUGGGCUCGUCUCUGGAGCCGCAGGUCGUCUGACCCGCUGGAGAUGACGCAAGGCAGCGACAGCAGCAGCAGUGAGCACAGCACCCCUCGUCACGGCCCGCGCCCUGACAAUGAAGCAAUCUCCGCUGCAGGAGUCCAGGCUCUCCCACAUGAUCCUCAUCCUUCGCCUGAAGAAAUAACUACAACGCCGAGUCCUGAUCAAGACGUGUCGCUACCCGGUAGCUUGUCUGACGUUCAGGAGGAACUUAAUCAGGAUACUGGCACUGGUAAGGCAAUCCUUCGACGUGACGGAUCUUCCAUUGGAGGAGACUCUGAUGACCUGGACCGUGGUUCUGAAUCGUUUAUGCUCGAGAAUGAUGGUUUGUUCUGGACUGGUGAUAAUGACUCGCGAGGUCCACAUGGAGGAGGGAGAAGAGAAGAAGGAAGCGGCAGCAGUAGUGCUGGCAGCGAUGGUUACCGCUACGUCAGUUGGCUGUCGUCGUUCAGCGUCGAGCAGCGACACACGCAACUGCCGCCCGCCCGCCGCGGCGUGUCGCCUGAUAGCUCCGUGCACGCCAUGGCUGUGCAGGUACAGCAAAUGUUUCCUCAUGCCGACUACUGGGAAAUAAUGGAGGACCUGCGACUUACGCGGUCCAUCGCUGCCACAGUUGACAACAUCCUGGAGGAGAGGCUGCGGCCCGCUGCUCGUCUGGCGUCGCCGCCGCGCCCACUGUCCACCUCUCGUGCGCUUUCGGUCAAUAAUGCCGAGUCCUCCUGCCUAGAACCGCCUGCUUCCAAGCUGGGCUUUUUCAAUAUUGCUCAGCAGUCCACGAGUGCCGGGACUUGCCUUCCUGUCGCUCUGCCGCCUGCUACCUCAGAUCAAAGUCGCAAUUCCAUUGAUGUCGCAUGUCGGCAGGAUGAGAAGCUUGACGAUAUGAUGCUAACAGAUACGAAAAGCAAUAAGCUUUGUAAUCAUUCUGAUGCCUCUAUUGCUGCAGGCUCAAGGGAUUCGUCUUUUGGCUCAAAGACGCACCCAUACAACUUAUUUUCAGAAGAAGCGGACGACCAGUCCAGAGUUUCUCAUCAAGAUUAUCUUGAAGAAACUGAAGUCCUUUUAAAAGCCAAUGACAAAAAUUAAUUUUUCACCUUAAUAGUGAUUAAGAAUCGUAAAAUUUGCCCAAAUAGCAAUGCUCUGAGUGGGCUGUCAAGUUGAGAUGGAAGCAGGCCGUGUGCCAAGCUGAGGCGGUGGGAUGGACCUAACGCUGCUGCUAGCGAUCAUUAACGAUUCUCACGCUGCACGCCGGCGAUUUUUGUUGACGUUUAUUGAUGUGCUUGCUAGAAUACCGGUAGCUUGUCUCAGAAAGGCGACGUAAUAUCAUCGACGUGGGUGCUAAUGUUGUUCGAAGUUAUUUUGCCACCGCAUAUAGCACUAAUGCUGCUUCACGUGAAAGUGUGGCCCUGAUUCGUGACGUGCGCCGCUCAAAUGGUUUUGAAAACCAUACCUUGAGGUAAUAUUUACUGCACAUUCGUGAUAUUAUAAUAAUCUGAUUACCAUUAACCCCACAUGAACGAAUGCACAUUAGACUAUUUGGACGAAUCAAACCGGACGCAACAUUUCUAUUGGAACACUACACUCCGUGCUUCCUGUACUCGGCUGGGAAGAAUUUACCCUAGCUCCAUGUAAUCAACUCACUCAAUGUUCGUGUUGGAAAACUUGGCCUCUCUCGUGACUGUACUUAUUUUCAUUCCUAUGAGCGUUUUACUUCUGUGAAAUAUUUUAUUCGAUAAGUCGCAUCUACAUAAUUCCUCAUUGAGUCCCCAUGUUUUUAGGAUACAUCCAAAGCGUUUAUGGUACUGACGCUGAUGUGACACUGUGAAGAAGUCGGGCAUUGAUCGAGAAAGUUUUUGAUCCAUUUAAGUUUUUAUUUAAGGGGUAGGACUGACUGUACAUCUCCUUAUCAUUUGUACCUUUCGCAAUGAUUGGCAUUAGUUGAAAAUGCAAAUGCGUUUAAUUUAAUGAUGAGCAAGAUUUUUCAUCAGGUUCGAUCAUAUUUUUUCAUUUAUAUUGCCAACAGUGAUGUGUUGUAUUAGAAGAAAGUUUGUUCUUUGUGUGUCAACUUCUUCUGAAUUCCAUUAAUCGACGAAGCUGUCUCAAGUGAGACAUAAUGGCUCUUAAAUGUGCUUGUCUUGCCUGCGCUUCCUAGGUGCUCACCACAGAGCUCAUAUCUUAGUUGGGGGAUUUAAGCUGUUCUGUAGGCAGGAUUCUAUGCACUCUCCGUCCUGUGUUCUACCUGUGUAGGCGACCACGUGAUUUGCUAGCGAUCUCUUGUGUCCUUAUUGCUGUUGGGGUAAAAUUUUCUUAUUUUUCAUUUAGAGAUACCAGCGCUGCUCCUGUUAUACAGGCUGCAUCGCGCUGGCAAUCGUCCGCCGCUGUUUCAGAUGAACAUGUUCAUCUGAACGUGUUAAUCUCGAGUGUUCUUCUUGAACGUGUUCUUGAUUCACGUUCAGCAUCGGCUGGCUGCGCCGUUGCCUGUGAAAAUCUUUCGGUGCAUGCAUUUGUUUAAGUACUUGAAUACUUGCUUAUAUACUACCACGAUGAAGACAUUUUCGUCUGGUUUAAAGAGAUCGUAUUUACUGAACUUUAGUUAGUGCCAAUUUCAGUGGACGAAUGAAUUUAAUGCGACGUCCUAAAAUUAAUACUUUAUUUUAGUUUGGAGCGGUUGUUUGGAAUUUGCAGUGCUUUGAAAGGGUGCUCUUUACUACAACUCAUUCGUAAUCCAUCCACGAAUUGUAUAUUCUUACGUAUUUUUCUAUUCGUUUAAUCAAAUAUUAGUUGCUUCA